Actinia tenebrosa (Australian red waratah sea anemone) is the source of this 6275-nucleotide messenger RNA. RefSeq lists its product as uncharacterized. The record is from RefSeq and is a predicted model, not a curated record. Gene Ontology annotation, biological process: signal transduction. NCBI's taxonomy places the organism in Eukaryota, Metazoa, Cnidaria, Anthozoa, Actiniaria, Actiniidae. Gene Ontology annotation, molecular function: calcium ion binding. Gene Ontology annotation, cellular component: cell surface.
AUGACUAGGCCCGGUAUGUAUGAGUAUGUCACGGGAUUGACCGUCGCUUUGGACGAAGCUGCUUCCAAGCACGAAAGAAAGCUGAAAAAAUACGAGUUCCAGAUUGGUACAGCAGAUGAAUAUGUGCCUAGGAAUGGAUUCAUACUGAGAGAUGUCAGGGUUUCUUAUUACACCGAGGGAAAUGCAAUGACCUUUAAAGCCAAGGGCAACUACAAGGAAAUUCCACAGGUCACUUUUAAAACAGAGGUCAAGACAGAAGUUUAUUCAGGCGACGCCUAUGCCAUCGGUAAAAGUCCCUCGUUAAAAUUCCAUCAACUCAUGGAUUUUUUUGGGAUAUCGUCCAGUUCUGUUCCCGGGUUUUUCAAAAACAGCUUGAGGAAAGUCGGCCUCUGGGAAUUUACCAUGGCUCCAGUAGAAUUUGCUUUCAAGAUAGCCAAAGGUGGUACGUACCGUUUUACUGCGUCCAUUAGUGUAGGUGGAGUUCCUGUUCAUGUGGAAGCCCUUGGAUCAAUGUUGUAUAAUUCACCUACAUUUGCUGUUGGAUAUUCGUUUGAUAGUCAGUCUUUUGGAGCUGUUUGUGCGAAACUUUCGAGCAUAAAGAUCGAUUUUUUAAGUCUUCUUGGAAUCCAAUCUGAGGCCAACUGGAAUUACUCAAAGGCACACGUCUCUCUCGGUUUCACAGCCGAACUUAAAAUCCCAAUCAACGGAAAAAUAUACCGCGAUGGAAUCGUUGCGUCGACAAAUGAAUUAAUUUUGGGCGGAAACAUUGAAUAUGACUUUGUAAAAGAAGAGGUGACUGGGACACUGUAUUGUCGUGGAAUGUGGAGAAAAGCGUUCUUUAUUCCGUUUCUGUCCUUUGGAAAUAUCAUCUUUGGGCUGUCAUAUCUAGUGGCGCAGCAGAAAACCCCUAUUACGGGUGGAAAUUUUGGGAUGAGAGCAGAGCUUGGGUACGACUGCUUGCUUCCAGCAGACUACAAAGAGCAUGGCCACUGUUUUGGAGGAGCAGGUUACUUUGGUCUCGGCUUAAAGAAGUACUUUUACGCUGAUAUGGCUGCAGUGACAAUAGGGAAAGUUUUUCGGAUGACUUCAAGAAAGAUAAAGCUUCCGAGACCCAUCGAUAAUGCUGGUUUCCCGAAAGAGGCAAGGGUUGCCUUUGCUACAGAAGACAUAGAUCUGUACUUGGCAGGUGGUCCAUUAAUAUAUAGAGGGUUUGCAUUAAAGGGACAAGUCAGCAUCUUUGGAUGGAAUCUUUUUGUUGAAUUACAUUUAUCAGAAACCAUUAUUUACGUUCACAUUGAACCAGACCCAAUUAAAAUCGCUUCCAUUGCAAAACUCGUCCGUAAUCCCUCUCAGCCUAAUCUUGGCCCCACGUUCUUAAUCCAUGCUCGAAGUAAUCCUGUAUUUUGGGACGCUUACAUCGAGGGCUACAUAGAAAUCUUUUCCAUCAAUGCCUACACCCGCCUAAACCUGACUAUGUUCCAUAAAGAGUUUGUCGUGCGAGGAAACUUUUUGAACUUAAUUAAAGCAGAAGUCAUCGUCGCUGCAGAAUAUACACCAAAAUUCACAUUUGAUGGCUCCAAGUUUUACGUCAAAGUACAAGUUGAUCUUAAUGGACUUACUGCGGCUGUGGAUGCUGCAGUCAAAGCAGUUGACCGAUUCCUAAAGGCGGCUCAAAAGAAACUGAGCGAGGCACGUCGACGCGUGCGCGAAGAGAAAGCCGAAUGCAAGCGAAAGAUGUCAUUCAAGUGUGAUAAAUGUAGAAACUUGAAGUGUCAACAGGCAAAACGAAACUGUAAGGGGGCUCUGGACAAGGCCGGUAAAUGGAUCGGAGGAGCUGUCAAUGCUGCAGGUCAAUGGGUUUCUAAGGCUGUUAAAAAGGUUGGAAAGGCUCUUGCACCGGUUGGUAAAUUUGUUAAGAAGAUCUUCAAGGGCUGGAGACGAAAGAGAGAACUUCAAGACAAAAGACACGAAUUAUUUUCACUUCAUGUUAGGAAGAGACGGUUCAUCAGUAAACUGAUCUGCGAGGGCAUCGUUGGAGAUGGCUGUAAAGCUGUAUCAUACCUAUGUGAAGGUACAUGCAAAGCAGCUAAAUUCAUUAGUAAAGGUCUGUGUAAUGUCUUGGAUGUAGCCAUCGUUUUCCUCAAAGGAGUCGAACUUUCAUGCGGUUGGGCCAACAAAGCGAUGAACUUUGUCCACACUUACAUGUUCAAAGUACACAGCAUCAACUUCGAGUUUGCAUUGGACACUUACAUCUUAGGAUUGUUCAGGAACAUGGUUUUCGAUGCUGCGGUAGACCUGACCAUAUUUGGACAACGUCUGUACAUACCGCUCGCGUUUAGUUUGAAAAACCCGAUCGAAAGUCUGCGAGGCGGUUCAACGAAGGCUACGAACUGGUACAAGAAUAGAAUGAAUCCUAAAGGAAGAACAUUCACUUCGAAGCAAUACUACGAAAAACCGAAUCCUUUUGCUGACUUCGAGAUGUCUGAGCAAUUCUCCAUCGAGAACCAACAGGCAGCCACUGAUGAUCGAAAGGGCGGCUGUCUUUACGUGGAAAGCAAUGCUAAGAAUACUUUCGUUAAGGUUACUGGAUGCAACGAUACAGAUGAAAGACAAAUAUGGGCAUAUACGCUAAAAGGACAACUCAUGAACGUCUGGAGUCGUCAUUGUAUUGACACCAACGGAGCUUCAAUCGGGAACAAACUGAUCCAGACCACGUGCAAUCCAUCACGUGAUGAUCAGAACUUCCAAUGUGAUCUUGUGGUCAGAACAGUCAAAAGAAGACGAGUGAACGUCUGUUGGCAAGCAGGUGAUGUCAGCUUGAAUGGUCCCGGAUCUCUUGUCCAUUUGGGUUCUUUAAAAUGUAUUCACGUCGCUGGUGGUGGUAUUGGAGUCCCGGCUGAUGGAACGAAACUAGUUAUUUACGCUGGCUGUAACGAGAAGAGACUGGAAUUUGCUCUAGAAAACGGUUAUCUCAUACACAAAGGAAGCGGCAAGUGCGUUGCUCCGACUGGCAAGAUAGUCGAUGGCAUAACUCUGGGAUUGUUUUCUAACUGUGGUGGAAACAAGUUCAGUUUUACURAAGGAGGUUCACUCCAGCACGUUGGCAGCCGAAAGUGUGUGAACACCAGAUCUGCGUCAAUGAAACCUGGAAACAACGAAAACCUGGUAUUGAUCAGCACAUGCGAAAACAACGAUCAGUCACUUGAAAAACAACACUUGAUGUUUAACUUUAUCCCAACCGAUCCAUACGUAACUAUGAAACCAUGUACAGACUUCGGCAACCCAAGACUCAAUCAACGCUUUGAGGUAGAAAACGAACCCAUCGCUACUAUCUGCACAAAGUUUGCCAAAAAUUUGUCUCGCAAGAAGAGCACAGAACAAUCCAGUACCUCAAGCAAUGGCUUCAGCGAGCGAGCAGUGGAUGAAAAUUACAGUUCUGACUAUAGCAUGAAGUCAUGCACCCAUACAAAGGAUGAGAAUAAUCCUUGGUGGCGCGUUGACUUGGGGUCAGAGCACAUCAUUACCGAUAUUCUUAUCGUCAAUCGUCACAAUAAUUUCCAACGUCUUAAGAACUUUGACGUGAGAGUUGGCGUACAUAGAGACCAGAGUCGAAACCCAACUUGCAAUGACAGAAUAAGAACCGUUGGACAAGGACAAGCCUUGCGUGUUCAAUGUAAUCCACCGAUCCCUGGACGAUACGUUGCUGUACAGAUGUUUGGCAAGGGAAUACUUACCUUGUGUGAGGUUGCUGUAUACUCCAGAAUAGCUCCAUUAGCUGAUCUCUGCCAACUGGACAACGGAAACUGCCAACAUGUCUGUUAUAAUCUGUGUAAUAUGAAGGUCAAGUGUGGUUGCUAUCCUGGAUUCAAACUGGCUUAUGACGGCAAAACUUGCAUUGAUAUUGACGAGUGCCUCGUUAAUAAUGGCGGCUGUGACACUUACAGAAGUAGAUGCAUCAACACACCAGGAGGCCACAUCUGUAACUGUAAACCACAAUACCAACCAAAAGAGAACGCCAAGAAUCUUUGUGAAGACUUCAACGAAUGCAAGCUCAGCAAUGCAGGCUGUGAGCACAUCUGCCAGAAUACCGAUGGUAGUUACAACUGCGCAUGUCUGAAGGGAUACAAACUCAAUGAUAACAAGUACGGAUGCAAAGAUAUCGAUGAAUGCACCGAGACUCCAAACAAAGGAGGGUGCGCUCAAAAUUGUACGAACUAUCAAGGUGGCUACGCUUGUUCAUGUAACGACGGAUACAGACUGAUGCCCGAUGAUAAGGGAUGUGAAGAGAUCUACUGUCCUGAGCUGGAAGCGCCUUUCCGUGGUUCUAUUGUCCCUUCGACUUGUACCGACGACAGAUACAACAUUCGCCGCAAUACUAUGUGUACAUACCAGUGUGCAGCUGGAUAUAAACUGGCCAAUGGAGACAGGUCACUGACUUGUAAUAUCGAUGGUACAUGGUCUGGAAAGCAGCCUUACUGCAAACCCGAGGUUUGUCCUGUUCUACAAGAACUAACAAACGGAGGAGUAAUCCCCAAGUCUUGUUCCAUGAAGAAUGUGGACCACGGUAUGAGAUGUGUGUAUUAUUGCAAACCUGGUUACGAGUUACGUGGACCAAGAUACACCACUUGUAAUAAUACACAAUGGAGUGAACCAUCCCCGGUGUCCUGUGUCAGAGUAUAUCAAGAACCCUGGAUACGAUGUCCGACAGAUAUCGUAGUAAAUCUAACAGCAAACAGUAACAMAGCAGUUCUGGGCUUCAAAUGGCAAUUGCCGGUCACUAACAUGAAGACCGCUGAAGUAACACCAAGUAACUUGAACGAGAACUAUCCGUUCCCAGCUGGAAAGACACGUGUUAAGUGGACAGCAACCAAUCCUGAUGGUGUUUCGAAAAGCUGUUACUAUUACGUCAUUGUUGAGGAUAAGCAUGCACCCAAAGUCAAGUACUGUCCAAAACCAUUUACAGUCAAGUCCAACGACGAUCCCGUCACAGUCUCCUGGAAGGAACCCAUAUUCACGGACAAUGUCGGCGUUGUAUUUAGUAUGUCGAACAAGAAGCCUGGGCACCAAAUGCAGCGAGAUACAGCGAUAAAUAUCCGAUACACAGCCCAGGAUGCAGCUGGAAACAAAGCCUUAUGUGACUUCCAUAUUACAACUCAAAGUAUUACUUGUCCAGCACUUGAACAUCCAGCUAAUGGUAAUGCCAUAAAGACAGCAAUGCUAUUGUACCUUCGAUGUCAAACCGGCUACUAUUUCAACCCUAAGCUCGUCGGUGCCAGGUCUCUAACUAAUGCUGUCUACAGAUGUAUGAUGGGACAAUGGAAGAUCUACUACAAUGGAGGUUACCAGGUCUUGACUCAAAUACCAGCCUGCGCAGGACUAUCAUCUCCAGUCGACGGCAAAUGCAAGGCCGGUUCAACUAGCGAACUAUCUCUUUGCAUCAACUGCGCACCAGGAACGUUCCACAAUGARACAACAGAUUCAUGCCAGGAGUGUGGUAAGGGUACYUACAUGGAUAUAGAUGGUAUGACUGCUUGUCAGCCAUGUGACAAAGGAUACUCUACCAAGACUAGUAGGAGUGCAAAAGCAUCAGACUGUCUGCCUCUGUGUCGCCCUGGGUCGUUCUCUGAUAAUGGUCUACAAGAGUCUUUUGCGCCAUGUGACAAAUGUCCAAUAGGAACAUACCAGUUUGAAGAAGGACAGACCAGCUGUAUGCCAUGUCCAUAUGGCAGUACAACGAUGACUACAGGAAGCACUACAUUGGAUGACUGUGUUGUUCCAGCUAAUAUCUCCGAGACGUACCCUGCCAGGGAGUUGAUUGUGGAUCAAGGAAACGUGUUACUGCUGCAGUGUUUUAUCAGUGGAAGACCAACGCCAAACGUCACAUGGUCUAAAGUUGGAGCUUCUCAGCCCAGUCAGGACCGUGUGAUAUCAAAAUCCCUUUACGAUUUAAGCAUGGCAGUCAUCGGCCGUUAUUACGUCAUCUCCAACGCUCAAAUUUCCGACAGUGGAACGUACAAAUGUCGUGCGCAAAAUUCUUUAGCUACUGCACAACACCAAGUGCGUGUUGUUGUGCGGGCCCCUAAACCAACCCCCUCACAGUAAAUGGUGUUAUUUGGGAUGAUAUAAAAAUAUUUAUAGAGGUCGUAAUAAAAAGGGAUGUUCUUGGUCAAAUUCUGGUGAAAACUUUAAUUUAAUGCUGAAUCUAGGUUCUAUUACUCGUGUUUUUUUGUUUUUGCCAUGUCMGUGUUACAAAUUAUUUGGGAAAGCAAUAAAAC